Molecule: messenger RNA, 1557 nt
Organism: Populus euphratica (Euphrates poplar)
Lineage: Eukaryota; Viridiplantae; Streptophyta; Magnoliopsida; Malpighiales; Salicaceae
Exons: 1
Coding region: 1-1557 (518 amino acids)
Biological process (GO): regulation of DNA-templated transcription
Cellular component (GO): nucleus
Molecular function (GO): DNA-binding transcription factor activity; transcription cis-regulatory region binding
Source: RefSeq, a predicted model, not a curated record
AUGGAUGACCAUGAACGAGAGUUUUUCCAAGGGGAUCACUAUCCUGCCAAGGUUACUGCAGGUAAACCUGUUGCAUCACAACCAUUAGAUCCCUUAGCUUCGAAAUCGAAAUUUUGUUUCAAGAUUAAAAUAGCUAACAGCGGUAAACCUAGCGGGGAUGAUCGUGGAGGUUCAGGGGCUGACCUACAUGGACCUGGUUAUCGGGUGUGUGAAUAUUGUGGUAAAGAAUUUUCAUCAGGGAAAGCGUGGGGAGGGCAUAAGAGACACCAUCUCAAGAACGAUAAAGAUCUCAAGAAAGCUAAAAAAUUAGAGCUUACCAAGAUCCAGCGUGAAAAGAUGAAGAAGCAUGAAUUGAAAUUGUCAAAGAGUAACGCUAGUAGAUGUAAUACCAUCAAAGCUGGUGAUGUGAGUGUGGCUAGUGGAGGAAAACCAACCUGUUGUUUGUGUGGAAAAGUUUUUCCUUCGAUGAAUUCUCUGUUUGGCCAUAUGAGAUUCCAUCCUGAUAGAGGCUGGAAGGGGACUCAGCCGCCUUCAUUUUCUGACAAACACAGUAGCUCCUCUAGUCUUUCUGAAUCUGCAGCUGGAUUAGAGGUUGAUCAGAUUGAUUUAGCUAUGGAAAAAGGUUUAGAUGAUGGUGUUGAUCUACUCGCAUCCCUCUCAAGUUGGAACAAGAGAGAUAAGCGAGGGCGGACCUUAGAUCCAUUUGAGUCUGUGUGUGAUCUGGACAAAGUUGUGGCUGCUUGUAAUCUGAUAGAACUAUCUCGCGAUGGUACUGGCCAAUUAGAGAAGCAGAAGAUUGAGGAAAUUCGACAAAGCAAGAAGCUAAAGAUUAAUGACGAAUCAGCAACUUACAAAUCUUUUCAACCAAAAAACAGCGGCAAACCAAUGGAUGAUCAAAAGGCGGUAGCUUUCGACAGUGAAGGGGGAGUUUCGUGUUGGUUUAAUGAAGAGAAAGGCAAGACGAAGAGGGAGUCAGAUGAACAGGAUGAUGAAUCUCACAGUAUGAUCACCAAAAAGAAAAAGAAGAAGAAGAUGAUGAUGAUGAACUGGAUGUGCAAGUUGAAUGAUUCUGAAACUUCAAAAGGCACUGGAUCAUAUAAGAUUGGAUGCCGCAGUUAUGAUAAAGCGUUUCCAACAUUUUAUGCUCCAGGUCAUGUACCACCAGGCCUUGCCAGUGCAGAUAGCGCUGAACAGUUGGAUUAUAACUCCAACAUGGAUGUGAAAGGCCAUGUUCUUUCUUCCACGGAAGUUAAACAGUCAGAAGAAAUUGAAGAGGAGGGCUCAGUCCCAAUGGGGAUUUACUUCUUCCAAUGUGAUAUAUGCCAUAAGACAUUCCCCACCGGGCAGGCACUGGGAGGUCAUAAGAGAUGCCACUGGAAAGGGCCAGUUAAAGCUACUCCAACACAUGAAGUAGCUUUACUAGGAGAAGCAAGUCAAAAUACUUCUAAUACAGAAUCAUCUGGAGAAGCCAAUCAAGCUGGAGAACCUACUCGGGCCAGUGCUUGUAGAUUAAGCUUCGACCUGAACAUGCCCUACAUCAUGGAGGAUGGACAAUAG